Aspergillus viridinutans is the source of this 486-nucleotide messenger RNA. RefSeq names its product cupin domain-containing protein. Lineage: Eukaryota; Fungi; Ascomycota; Eurotiomycetes; Eurotiales; Aspergillaceae. The coding region runs from base 1 to 486 and encodes 161 amino acids. The record is from RefSeq and is a predicted model, not a curated record. The transcript is spliced from 2 exons.
AUGCAUACGCUCGACAUUCAUUCAUCAAGGCAUCAAGUCUACCUACUUGUGAAUCCCGUCGUGAAGGAUCUCGGCGGAGCCCUCGCGCGUCUGGGCUAUACCACAGACAAGCCGCCUGUGGUGCUCACAAAUGGCACCGACCUCAAGCUCUACGAGACAUCGGUCAACGAGCUUCAUCCGCUGAUCACCCAGGGAGGCGGAGCCAAUGUUUGGUACAUCGAUACGCCUCCAGACUCGGAAAGUCCUAUGCAUCGGACCGUGAGCCUGGACUUUGUCAUCCAGGUCGCGGGCGAGAUCGAACUCACCCUGUCCUCUGGUGAAACGCGUAUCAUCAAGCCCGGGGACAUGACAAUUCAGCGAUCUACGUUGCACAAAUGGCGCAACCCCAGCAAGAGACAGUGGUCUCGCAUGGUUGGUGUCAUGUCGGAGUGCCAGCCCGUUGUCACUAAGAAUGGAACUUUGGGUGCGGAAUUUCCGAGACACUGA